Messenger RNA from Dracunculus medinensis (Guinea worm), 1056 nucleotides. The record is from the annotation of a GenBank genome assembly. Lineage: Eukaryota; Metazoa; Nematoda; Chromadorea; Rhabditida; Dracunculidae.
UUGGCUUCAGAACGUUCAUCUCAGUUAGAAUCUUAUCUCUAUGAAAAUUAUUUCUCUGUUAAAAGAAGGAAAACUACGUUAAACCAUUCGCUUAAUGAAUGGCCUUAUCCUAUUCCAGUUCUCGUUUUUGUUUGUAAUCGUGCUUUGGCUAUAAAACAUCAUUUGGAUAAAUUGCUCAAGUAUAGAAGCUCAGCUGAUAAAUUUCCCAUUAUAGUCAGUCAAGACUGUGAUGAUAAAUUAGUUACAAAUGUUGUCAAAAGCUAUGGCAAUUCUGUAAAUUAUAUAAAACAUCUUAGCGGUGAAAAAGUGAAUAUCAGUACGGCUGCUGGCCAUCGUCGAUAUUUAACUUAUUAUAGAAUAGCACGUCAUUAUCGACUUGGCUUGACCUAUGUCUUUGAUCAUCUUAAGUAUUCAUCUGUAAUUAUUACUGAAGACGAUCUUGAUAUUGCUCCAGAUUUUUUCAAUUACUUUAGUGCUACUCGUUAUUUGCUUGAUCGAGAUCCAUCCUUAUUUUGCAUAUCUGCUUGGAAUGAUAAUGGCAAACUGAAUUUGAUAGAUAAGGAAGCUGCUGAAGUUUUAUAUAGGAGCGAUUUUUUUCCAGGGCUGGGUUGGAUGAUGUCAAGUGAUUUGUGGAAAGAGCUGGGGCCAAUAUGGCCUAGUGGUUUUUGGGACGAUUGGAUUCGUGAUCCGUUGCGGCGCAAAGAUCGCGCAUGUAUCCGACCAGAAAUCUCGCGCACGGGAAUGACAAAAGAAGGGCAAGAUGGUGCUAGCAAUGGCUUGUUUUUCAAUAAACAUUUGGCCAGAAUAGCUAUUAAUCAAUAUCCAGUUGAUUUUACUGCUGAGAACUUGGAUUAUUUACUAAAGGAAAAUUAUGAUAAAGUAUUUCUCGAGCGAGUUUAUUCAGCAGAAGUUAUAACGACAUUAUAUCUAUCCAAAACGAAACUAUUAAAAAGAAAUAAUGAAUAUCGUAUAGAAUACAGCACAAUUAUUGAUUAUUUGUUUAUUGCAGAAAAAUUGCAAAUAAUGCGCGAUUUCAAGGUAAAUUUAUUAGCUUGA